UUAAUUCACAUUUUUGUAGUUCGCUACAGAAGUCUUUGUUGGCAAACAUUGCUGCCAUCUUACCAAACUAACAAAUCACCUUCCUAUGUGUGUGGUGUUUCACAAUACCAGUAAACUAGUGUUAGAACUUCUUCACUUCAAGUGAGAUAAAAACCUUUUUCAGUCCAUUUUAUGUAAAUGUGUAAAGCGAGAUAAUCCCACACUGAUACUGUGUCACUUAAUCAGUGACACCUCACAGUCUAUCACUAAACUGUUAUCCAAGGUAACAUUACAGUACUCAGAUAAGUUGCCAUGACAUCACCCUCAACAGUACUGUACAUUUUAACUCAUCUGAACUCACUUGCCACUUUAUUUCAUGCAGUAAUAUAGUGAAAUACCACACCCCUCUCAUUUUCAUCAAUCUUCAGUUUUUGUAGAAACUGUGAGAGGUGUUGAUUCAAUAUUGUUUGACCUGCAAGCUAAUUGCUUUAGUUUUGGUUUUUACUCAAAACAAAGUGAGUUUGACUCGGAUUUGAACUCAGAAAUCAUGAGCCCAUACUUGCUUUUUAUAAAUUUACUGCAGCAGAUGAAGACUGGAUAAAUAAUGGAUUUGUUGUACAUUUUUAACCUUUUAGAAAAAAAACACACUAUAAAUAGAACUUUUGGCUUCCUCUUUCUCACAGGGUGUAGCCUCGAUCUUACGUGGGCAAAUUACUAUUAGGUUUUGGCUAUUACUGCUAUGACUGUCCCCAAAUUCAAAGCAAACAGCAAUUUUGGCACUUGGCUGAAAAUAGGACAUGGAAUUGAAUUAUUCAUUCAAGAAUUCCUAUGAAAAAACAGUGUUUUUCUUACACUGCACAAUGUGUUAAAACGCCUCUCUUUUCUGUCUGUGCUCAUGGUUGUCACGGUUGGUUUUACACACGUGUUAAGUAGGCUCAUGUUGGUGCAGUUUGGUGUAAUCUAAUAUUUGAAAGUGUGUAACGUGAACCAUUUGUGGUCUGGUUGGCCAGUGCAGUCAGUCAGUACUGAUUCUUUUGUCGCCCAGUCAAAGCAAAUUGUACAUUGGAUCUUUCCAGAUGUAAACCGUAAUUAUGUAGUUAGAGUAGGUAGGACCAUGAUACUCACAUGCUUUGUCUUGUCAUUUUUAAUUGGUACAUGCAUGGAGUUUUUAAGGUCAAGGACUUUCUUUGUUGAUAAUUGCUUUGUGUGUUUAGUUACUGCUACUGUUAACUCAGCAUAUAAGUGGUACUUUUCUUUUUAAAACUCCUAAAAUCAUCUCUGAAAGUAAACUAUUUAUAUAUUUUCCAUGGCUCUUGUCAAAUCUGUGAACACAGAGCAGAUCGUGGGCUGGCUCAGGGGGAGGAUGAACCCAACAGCCUUCAGCUCAGUGGGCCUGCAUGUUUUCUUUGAUAAUGUUUACAAAGGGUUUAGCAGAUGGGGCACCAGGGAUGGAAGAGCCUCAUACAUUAUGUGUAUCUUAGGCCUUCACUCAGGAGCUAAACCAGGCAUGAGGAUGCUGGAAGCCAUACCACACAGAACCUCCUGAUGACAAAAACAUGGUUGAAUUUGGACUACAGUCUCAUGAGUGUACCCGCUCUAUCUGUAUUAAGUGCACAAAUGGCACUGAUGCCUAAAAUUUGCACCUGGGCUAAUUUUAGUGAGCUGGAGUGAUAUUUAAUGUGAACGAAUCCUUGCAGAGGUAAUACCCUCUACAGAACUUUCAGCUGUUUAGUUUUGCUUUCACGUGUCCAGGACGUCAAAAAGUUUCAGGGUAAUGACCAACAAAAAAAUCAAUAAGUCCAUUGUGCUGAAUAUCCCAUUGGUUGACUCCUGCAGCCAACGAAUGUCACAAUCUCCCUCCUGUUUUGAUUAGUCAUGCAUAAUAACAAGCACACGCAGCAACGAUUGUAUCGUACAUGUGACUGUGUGUGCCAGAACAUCACGCCGCAGAGUUUUUUUUUCCCUGAGCUUGCCCUCCUUAUCAGGGAAAAAACAUUGCCUAGCCCUUCACAGAAAUUAGCCAUCCCUUAUCAGUCAUACACCGCCACCUUGAAGGGGCCAUCCCAUUGGCUGAACCUGUAGUGUUCUGUCAGCUGACUGGAUGAGCAGAAAUGCACAUCCUGCAAAGAAUAACCAAGAAGAACACUGACAAAGUUUAUGACGGUGUUGCAUAAUUACCACUGGCGUCAUAUCACGGUGUACUGCUGUUUACCUCUGGGGAGGUUAUUCCAAGGUGAUAAGGUGGGGAGUAUUUUAGAUUGGAUCCAGGAUGGCAGCCAGACAUUAUCAUCAUAAUCUGUGGGAGAAAAACAUUGGUCCCAGUGGAGUAUCCUGAGUUAGGAAAAGUGAGAGCUCGUGCUCCACUAACAGUGAUGAAAAGACAAAGAUCCUGGGGGGACAGGGAGCAUCUGGAAAGCAACACAGAAGACACCACAGACAACAGUGAGCAGGAUGACUCUCCGUCUCUGAAGUCCUCCUGGUCCUUGGCGGACACCAUGAACUACGUGGGCCAGCUGGCAGGUCAGGUGCUGGUAACGGUCAAAGAACUGUAUAAGGGUAUUAAUCAAGCCACGUUGUCCGGUUGCAUCGAUGUUGUGGUUGUCCGCCAGAGAGAUGGCACCUACCAGUGCUCACCAUUCCACGUGCGCUUUGGCAAGCUGGGUGUGCUGCGCUCCAAGGAGAAAGUGAUCGACAUCGAAGUGAAUGGAGAGCCUGUAGAGCUGCACAUGAAACUUGGAGACAAUGGCGAGGCCUUUUUUGUCCAGGAGGCUGAGCAGCAGAAUCAGAUUGUCCCUGCCCACUUGGCCACCUCACCAAUCCCCACUGAAAGUCACCUGUUCUGGAUCUCAGAGGUGGAGCACAGGGCACCAAAAGAUUUGGAAGAUGACCCUGCUGACCGAGAGGAUCCACCUGAGCCUCCUGCUCCCAGUACCGUGGCUACAAAAAAGAAGAAGAGACGGAAGAAGAAGCACAAAGGAGACCCCCGAAGAGAGGAGCUGACCCCACCCAUGUCAGUCACUACUGGUAAUGCUAUUGCUGCUAACGCACCUGCUGCUACGACUGCUGCUAUGUCCAGCACUGGGCAAAAUGAGGAGAUCUUUGAGAUGGACCUGAGCUCUGAUGAGGAUAUUGCAGCACAUGUCUCAAGGUCACCUUCAGUGACCACAAUGCGAGACAUUGACCCCAAAUUACCUGCAGCCAGGCCCAACCUUGAUGGUUAUCCGCUGUCAGAUGGAGAUUGGCGGGCAGAUGACAGUCAUGGCUUGUCUCAGGCUUUUUCCCCAAAGAGUGACUCUGAACUGGUGGUGAGGCCCUCAGAGAGUUUGCUCAGAGCUGAGUCCCACAUGCAGUGGACCUGGGGAGAAUUUCCAGAAACAACCAGGAUCACCAAAAAAGAGAAACCAGAACUACUAAAAACAGUGACCAUCACCCCUUCAGAGAGCACUCACUUCCGCGUAAUCCUCAGCUCUGAGGCCAUGGAGACUGAGAGUGAGAUCGAAAAGGAAGACGGCGCCUCCUCAGUGUGUACCAUUGUCAAGCCACAGCCACGCACCCCUAUCACCACUGUAACACCUGUAAAUCCUCUCACAUCUGUCAGCACUGCUACUGCUCUGAGUCCUGUAAGCCCCGUAGAGCCUCUGGAUGUCCUGCCCUCCAAUAUGGUGACCUCCACCCCCUCCAACAGCCAACAGAGCGAUUCACCCUCUAAAAAGAAAGGUGUCCCAAAGAGGAGCCAGCAUCAGGGUCCUGAGGAUAUCUACCUUGAUGACCUGAAUGUACUUGAACCUGAUGUUGCUGCACGAUAUUUUCCUAAGAGUGAGUCUGAAGCAGCCACUAAGCACUGGAUGGAAUCGGAGAUGCGCUCCGGUUCACAGUCUCCACAGUCGGUGGGAAGUGCAGCAGCUGACAGCGGGACAGAGUGUCUUUCUGAUUCAGCUAGCGACCUCCCUGAUGUCACUCUUUCUCUGUGUGGAGGCCUCACAGAGAACGCUGAAAUAUCCAAAGAAAAGUUCAUGGAGCAUAUCAUCACCUAUCAUGAAUUUGCUGAAAAUCCAGCAAUUAUAGAUAACCCCAACCUGGUAGUAAAGAUAGGAAAUAGAUAUUAUAACUGGGCACUAGCUGCACCCUUGAUUCUCAGUCUACAAGCGUUUCAGAAGAAUUUACCAAAGGCUACAGAGGAGGCCUGGGUGAAGGAGAAAAUGCCAAAGAAGUCAGGCCGCUGGUGGUUCUGGCGGAAAAGGGCGGAUAGUACAAUCAAGCAGUCAGAGACUAAGCUUGAAACAAAGGAGGAGUCUAAUUUGGAGGAGGAAGGACCCUCCAUAUCUCAGGAGAAGCUGGUCUUACCGCCUAAAGCAGGAGACUCAUCUAGCGAUGAAGAGGGCAAGGAGGUUAGUGCUGCAUCCUGUCAAGAGAGACUGCAGCCAAUUGAUGGUCAGCAUCACCCCAGCCCACACACUUACAGGAAGUCACUACGCCUCUCUUCUGAUCAGAUAGCCAGUCUGAAACUGAAGGAGGGGCCUAAUGAUGUGACAUUUAGCAUCACCACACAAUACCAGGGCACAUGCCGCUGUGAAGGCACCAUCUACCUGUGGAACUGGGAUGACAGAGUCAUUAUCUCUGACAUUGACGGCACCAUCACCAAGUCAGAUGUGUUUGGACAGAUCUUGCCACAGCUGGGGAAGGACUGGACCCACCAGGGCAUUGCCAAACUCUACCACUCAGUAGCUGAGAAUGGCUACAAGUUCUUGUACUGCUCAGCGCGGGCUAUUGGCAUGGCGGACAUGACAAGGGGUUACCUGCAGUGGGUCAACGAUGGAGGCACCAUCCUGCCCCGGGGACCUCUCAUGCUGUCUCCCAGCAGCCUCUUCUCUGCCUUCCACAGGGAAGUCAUCGAGAAGAAACCGGAGAUCUUCAAGAUUGAAUGCCUUACUGACAUCAAGAAUCUGUUCCAGCAUAACAAGCAGCCAUUCUACGCCGCUUUUGGGAAUAGAACUAAUGAUGUGUUUGCCUAUAAGGAGGUGGGAGUUCCAGUGUGCAGGAUCUUCACAGUCAACCCCAAGGGAGAGCUGAUCCAGGAGCAGACAAAGGGCAACAAGUCCUCUUACGGCAGGCUUAGUGAGCUGGUGGAGCAUGUGUUCCCUCUUUUGAGCAAAGAGCAGAAUGAGGCCUUUGUCAUGCCAGAGUACAGCUCUUUCUGUUAUUGGAGACAGCCCAUACCAGACAUCAACCCUGAUGAACUGCUGUAAUCCAGCACACAUGGACACUCAGGUAUACAUAUGCAUGUAUACACACAUGGAGCGGGCACUUGAAUGCAUCUGCAAAGAAACACAUGGACUGGAACCCCAUCUUCCCUCUGUAAUACUCCCAACCGAUGCAAACACAGAAACUCACACGGCUCUACAAAAGUAACAGGAAUGUGAGCAUAAACACAGAAAAAGCUAGUAAACUGUAAUUUUAGAUGAGUGGAUGUUUUCUCCAGAACAGUAAAUCCUGGUGAAUAAUCCCUGGGAGACAAAAGACUAAUCACCACCUAAACUAUUGGCCCAGCAGACACUCUUUAGUCCCCACCACUGUACAGGGAUAAAGAUCUUUUUCUCUCUCUAACUUCUAGCAAAGAGGAUGGUCUGCAUUUACCAUCAGGAGAGCGACUGAAGCCCCACGCGAGGCAUUAGCCUUUAGCACUAUACUCUGAGCUCUUAGCCAGAAUGCACUAAAACUGGGCAGAAGGAAAAGACAUCGUUUUCAGGAGUAAGGACGUUUUCUGAACAUCCUUAACAAAUGAAGUGUUCAAAGCUGAAAAGACACACUGUUCAUUAAAACAAGACAGGCACUAGUCAUGUGCCGAAUAUAUUUUGCUGUGGAUGCUAAGUUUGCCUAAAUUUGGUAGCCAGUCUUUAAUCGGAGGCUUUAUUCUGUUCUAACAAAAUAAAUAAAAAUCGUGAUAGUGGCUGCCAAAUAGUGACUAUAAACUUUCUAGGAUCCUGCUGUAGGAAAGGGUGUUUUCAGUUUUUUAUGUGUACUCACUGUGGUGACGAGUUCACUGCUGGUGGAGGCGCGAACAUAUUUCCGAUGGUCACUUUCUCCCUGUAGUUAAUAUCAUACUGAAUGAGUCAUGUUUGGUAUUUAAUAUUCAAGGUCAUGCCUGGGAUUUACUUUCGCCAACAAGUAUGUGAUGAUGCACAGUUAGGUUUGACUUUAAAAAAAACAAAAAAAAAACAAAACAAGAAAAUGAAGCAGCUUCAUGCUAUAUUGUCUCGCUGUUAUUUUAAUAUGUUUAUUCUGUUAUUCAAGCUUUGGCGAAUCAAGUGUGUUUUGUUAACAAUGCAGUCAUUAUUUAUGAUAAUUGAUAUGUUAAAUUAUUGAUUUCUAUCGUGAUGCCUUUGCUUGUCUGAAAAUGUAAUUUAUCACCAAUGAAAUGUGGAAAUACUUCAAAUCGGUAUUUUGUAUGCUUGGUCACAGGUUAACAUGCACUUAACAGUAACUGCUAAGCCUUGUACGAUUUUUUUUUUUUUUUUUUUCACACCGAUCUAUAUUCCUUGCUUUACACAUUCCUGAACCUCAGACUCCACAGCUUUAGUAUUAAAAUAUGUGUAAAUGUCAAAGAUAAUGCUUGAGUUGGAACAGUGGAGAUAAGCAGAUCUGAGAAGAGCUUAAAAUGAAGAAUUUUGGUUUGCGAAGUCCUCUGUACGGCUACGUAUGUGUGUGUAUGUGUGUGUGCACAAGCGCGUGUGCGUGUGUGUGUGUGUGUGUGUGCAUACAUAAUCACUGAGUGCUGCUGCUGUUGUGGUGAAAGGAUCUUGCACCCUUUGCUCAUGUUCCCUCAGUGGCUUUACCAAGACUUAUCCAACGCACUUUGUCUAAGCUGCACUCGGAAGACGCAGGCUUUACACCUCAGCACACCUCUCGCCCACAUGCACUUCAUUUCAAGGUCUUUGUCGACGGAAGACCGGAGUAUGCAAUUGAAUGCAGGAUGAAAAGUUCUAGUUUUACCUCUUUGUUGUGUGAGUGACACCGCAGACGAAUCAAUGUAGGUGUUUGUUGGUUGCAAGGCAAAAUGUGGGGAUUAAAAACAAAAUCAUGUUUAUUUAGGGAUAUGAAGUUAGCAUCAGAGCUAGCCCUUAGCCUCUGUGUGUUUGUGCACGCAUGUGGUGUGUGUGUGCGUGUGUGUGUGUGUGUGUGUGUAUAUGAGGGACAGAAAAAAGACUGAAACCAUGCCUCAUGACCUGAGGAAGAGCCAUUGGGUCUUGUUUUGAGAUAAACAGGAAAUACUUGACUGUUUGCAGGAAGCUUUUUGAAGUGCUUCACCGGCAUUACAGCAUGUGUGUUGUGAGCAGAUGUGCCACUCCACUGACACGGAUCAGACCUCCAGCACAAGUGUAACAGUAACAUGGUAGUAUGUGCUAGGGAGGACUUAAAAAACCAGGUGAGACUUGACGGACAAAAAGCACAAUUUACGAUGACAGCUGUAUCCAGAUUGUCACUUAUAGUCGUCAUUAUUUCGCCGAAGUGUUUCCGCGUUCACUCUGUAGCUCAGAUUUUUUUGUAAUGACUAAAAUGCGUGUUUUGCUUUGAUUCGUUUGCUUGUUCUCUAAGACGUUUGGUGAAGUCAAAUAGAUAUAUCUUCUAAUUAACUAAAUGAAUUCCAUUCUUUCUAUGAAAGUAAAGCAUCUUGUGUGGAAAGAUCACACUUCAUCCUCUAUGAUCGUGGGAUAUGUGGUAUAUAAUAUUGUUUGUUCUCAUUCAACUGCUGUGGAAAAUGAUCCAGUUUAUGUGCUGAUCAUCACAUUCUUCUGUCUUUGAUGCCUUUUUGUUUUAUUAUUUCUCUUAUAAAGUGUAUGACCUUUUGUGGGAUUGUGUUUGUUUUGUUCUGUUUGGAGGUUAAUGCUUGCUAUGUGAUUGUGUCUGACCAACAGAAAUACUUUAAGUGUAUGCUGUGUUGAUUUGUAUAGAAAUGUGGUUUAAAGUAUGUUUAAAGAACAAAAUCCAAUGUAAGAAGAAAAAAAAAAUACAGGCCUAAUGAAGCUAACAAAGUGUGGCUUGUGGUCAUAUUUGUAUGAAAUAAAGUUUCUAACUGAA
This is a messenger RNA of Thunnus maccoyii (southern bluefin tuna), 8055 nucleotides long. It is a transcript of the gene lpin2, whose product is annotated as lipin 2. The record is from RefSeq and is a predicted model, not a curated record. Lineage: Eukaryota; Metazoa; Chordata; Actinopteri; Scombriformes; Scombridae. The coding region runs from base 2352 to 5225 and encodes 957 amino acids. Gene Ontology annotation, biological process: cellular response to insulin stimulus; positive regulation of transcription by RNA polymerase II; triglyceride biosynthetic process. Gene Ontology annotation, molecular function: transcription coactivator activity; phosphatidate phosphatase activity. The transcript is spliced from 20 exons. Gene Ontology annotation, cellular component: endoplasmic reticulum membrane; nucleus; cytosol.